Molecule: messenger RNA, 3060 nt
Organism: Balaenoptera ricei (Rice's whale)
Lineage: Eukaryota; Metazoa; Chordata; Mammalia; Artiodactyla; Balaenopteridae
Gene: SLC35D4
Product: transmembrane protein 241
Exons: 16
Coding region: 89-1156 (355 amino acids)
Cellular component (GO): Golgi apparatus
Molecular function (GO): antiporter activity
Source: RefSeq, a predicted model, not a curated record
GCAGCGGCGGCGGCGGCGGCGGUGGCGCGGCUCGCGCGUCGGCCGUGGGGCUCCUGCGGGGUCCCCGGGAAGGGGCGCAAAUUAACAGAUGUGCAUGAGGAGGUGCGUGGUCGGCCUCACGUUUUGUACCUGCUACCUGGCUUCUUACCUCACGAACAAGUAUGUCCUGUCUGUCUUGAAAUUUACCUACCCUACAUUAUUCCAAGGGUGGCAGACAUUAAUUGGUGGACUUUUGCUUCAUGUGUCAUGGAAACUGGGCUGGGCGGAGAUCAACAGCAGUUCAAGAUCUGAUGUUUUGACAUGGCUUCCUGCUUCAGUGCUGUUUGUGUGUAUCAUCUAUGCUGGUUCCAGAGCACUGUCCAGACUGGCCAUUCCCGUGUUUCUCACUUUGCAUAAUGUAGCCGAAGUUAUCAUCUGUGGGCACCAGAAGUGUUUUCAGAAAGAGAAAACAUCUCCUGCAAAGAUCUGUAGUGUCCUCUUCCUCCUGGCUGCCGCAGGGUGCCUGCCCUUCAACGACUCCCAGUUUGAUCCAGAUGGUUAUUUCUGGGCUGUAAUUCACUUAUUCUGCGUAGGGGCUUAUAAGAUACUACAGAAAUCCCAGAAACCCAACGCGUUAAGUGACAUUGACCAGCAGUACUUAAACUAUCUAUUCAGUGUGGUGCUCCUGGCAUUUGCAUCUCACCCCACAGGUGAUCUCCUCAGCGUCCUGGACUUUCCGUUCCUGUAUUUCUACAGAUUCCAUGGCAGCUGCUGUGCCAGUGGAUUUUUGGGAUUCUUUCUCAUGGUCAGCACAGUGAAGCUAAAAAGCCUUAUGACCCCAGGGCAGUGUGCAGCCUGGAUUUUCUUUGCUAAGGUGAUCACGGCUGGUUUAUCGAUAUUGCUGUUUGAUACGAUCCUGACCAGGGCCACCGUGGGAUGCCAGCAUCCAGAGCAGGAACCAGAGCCUCGACGGUGUACCUUUCAGCCACUCAUCCACACAAGAGUCACCACUAUAGCCUCCUGGUCGGCGGCCUUGGAGAGGCCUUGCUGGUUUUCUCAGAGCGGAAGGGCUCCUAAACACAGGGAGAGUGGACUCCCAAGCUGCAGCCGGAGAACACCGCCCUGGGCUAUGGAGCUCCCUGUCCCGGCGAUAGAAAGAAGAAAGCAAGAACGAUGAGACACUGCUGCUCGCUGCGUCGAGGAGAACUUUUUCUGGGGUCUCUGGGCCGCUGCAGAGAGUGGACUGUGUCGAGAGGCUCCCCCAAGUCCUGCUGACUGUGCUGUGAGCCCAGCUGUGCAGAAACAGAUCCAGGAUUUCACCUGCAUGGGGAUGGCUCCGCCCACCUUGAUUGCCACGCAAGCCUCCUUACUAAACACCCUUCCCAGAUAAGUGUUCACUGCCUGCUAGUGGGCCCAAGGUAUUGUGUUGCCUUUUUGGUUUUGUUUUGUGAUUUUACACCCUUGGAGACUCCUCCGGGGACACCCUUUCCUUGCUGUCAGUCAGGCUGGCUUGCCUAGAACUCACACUCCCCCACCUAGGGGCGCAGAGAGAAUUCCUCGAGCUGGCUUCCACUGGGGGCAGGAGUGGAGGAGGUAAAUGGGGGUUCUGGGCUAAGUAAGACGCCAGCAAGGACACUACUUCUCCAGAGUGUGUGCUGAAGCCUUCUUAUGGUUGUGUGUUGUGUUGAAUUCCACACACCCUUUUUUGCCUACCAUUAGGGUAACUUGGUGCUAAUGAUUACCAGAGGGAAUAGGAUUAAUAAGCACUGGUGGAGGAAACAGCAAACAAACAUAAAUAUGUAAACGCACACACAGUUAUAUUCGUAAUCCAUUUAAUUCCCUGAUAUCUCAGAGGAGGUUUCAGAUCAUUGAACACUGAAAUAUAUUUUUCAGGCCAGAUGAAAAAUUGGAUGAAAACUCUAAACCUUGCCUUUAUGGGAGUCAAAAGAAAUGAAUUUGCAUGAAAUGGUCAUUUGAUUCUGAACCCCAAUGAAGGUUUAAGAAAAUAAUGUCUAGCUCCAAAUAUUCCUGCUCAUAAUAGGUUUUCUGAAUGCAUUAUACUCUGCCAGGUGUCAGUUUUGGUCAUUUUGAGACGUAGAAGGUAAUGAAGUCCAGGGAGUCCUGUCCAGGAAGGAUCCAGGCCCUGCAGGGUGGGACACCCCGUUAGUGAUGAAGGACCACCUCUAGCAUCUGGGAAACAAGCCUUGUCCAUUCUUGGCCUUGUGAAGACUAAGGUCAGCUCAGUCAGGCCAUUCUUCCUGCAAUUUUUUCUCCAAGUUGUUGAAAAAAGAAACAGAAGAUGAAACAAAUAGGAAUGGAUUAGUAUAUUUGGACCUUGAGUACCUUAAAUUCAUUUCCUUGUCUUUUCCUGGUCUCUGCUUGUCAUUUAAGGUAAACAUGUUCAGAGUGACCUUUAUACAUAUAUAGUUUCACGUUGCUUUUUGUUCCUAAUCUGAGAUGUCAAACCUUCUACCGAGGAUCAAAUAGAAAAUCUGGGUUUACAAUUUUCUUUGUUCUUUCGCUCCCACAAAACCGUCUCUGUACAACUGAGGCCAGUUCUCUCUUUACAGAAAGUGGCAUCUGUCCAAAUGUCAUCUUAUGUCUGUCUUUCCAAGUCUCAUUUGAGCAAAUGGAGAUUCCUAAGGCUAGAAAGAGCCAUGUACAGUUAACAAACCCCGUCCCCUGUUCCAGCAGGAAGGACUGACCUCAGAAACUUCUGCAGCAGACAGAAAAAGACAAAUACUGUACGACAUCACUUAUAUGUGGAAUCUAAAAAAUAAUACAAAUGAAUGUAUUUGCAAAAACAGAAACAGACUCACAGAUAUAGAAAACAAACUAGUGGUUACCAAAAAGGAGAGGGAAGGGAAGAGGCAAAUUAGGGGUAUGGGAUUAAGAGAUACAAACUACUAUAUAUAAAAAAGAUGAGCAACAAGGAUAUACUGUACAGCACAUGGAAUUAUAGCCAUUAUCUUGUAGUAACUUUUAAUGGAGUAUAGUCUAUAAAAAUAUUGAAUCACUAUGCCAUACACCUGAAAGUUAAUACAAUAUUGUAAAUCAACUAUACUUCAAUAAAAGAAAUAA